GCUGCUUCCUUCCUUCCUCUUCAGCCACAUACACAGGAAGAAGGGUCCCAGCUGUUAGAGGAACAUGAGAGGUAACAGGCUGUAAUAGAGGCUGUGUAUUGUGCUAUGCCCAUUCAUACUGCUGAUGUAAUCAUCCUGCAAACUGUACAAUAUGAAUAAUAGGAAUGUGAAGACUUCUGGGAGGACUAGCCUGCUUUAUCUCAGCACACAAUCUACGAGAAGGACAGCCAACUCUGACCAGGGAUACCUGUGUCCGCUCUGCAUGCCACGGUACUGUAAUAAGAUUACUAUGACUAUCCGGGGUGUAUCCCUCCGUUCUUGCCUUUACUUUACUGCUUUGUGUAUAUUCUGCUUCCUUCAUUGUGUAUGGGCUGGCUCCAGUCAGUGGGAUCACCUUGGUUCUGAAUACGUGGAAGGGGAGACCAUGUUCCCAGAUCCAGGAGUGGAUGACCUCAGCCAGGAACUCAUCCAUGGCUCUGCUGUACAUGGUGACCCUGAUCAGGUGUCAGAACAGCAUCUGGUGUCAAUGCCUGGACAUUGGGAAGAGUCCGACUUCCAGCCGUCCAGUGUCUUCUCCACACAAGACCUGGGCGCUGUGAUGGUAGACACUUACAGGGGUCCCGGGAACACCGACUCGAGGAGUAACAAAGAGCUGCCGAUUCUACUGUGGUGGAGCGAAAACUUGUUCCCGCACUUUCCGGGGGACACUGAGCGGAUCGAUUGUCCCCAAAGCUCUUGUAUGGUGACAAAGAACAAAGGUGUGAAGCUAUACAAAAGGACUAAAUCUGUCAUCUUUUAUGGAACGGACUUCAGGGCUUAUGAAGCCCCCCUUCCUAGGUUGUCCCAUCAGACAUGGGCCCUAUUUCAUGAAGAAUCCCCCAUGAACAACUAUGUUCUGUCACAUCUACCAGGGAUCAGGCUCUUCAACUAUACAGCGACCUUCCGGCGAGAGUCUGAUUACCCCCUCACCUUACAGUGGCUGCCCACUAUCAGUUACUUACAGCACCCAGCAGUGUCUCUAGAAGAGAAGAAUAAAUGGCGUGACAAGGGCUAUGCCCCCAUACUCUACAUGCAGUCCCACUGUGAUGUUCCAUCAGACAGGGACCGCUAUGUCAAGGAAUUAAUGAAUUACAUACAGGUUGAUUCAUAUGGCCAGUGUUUGAAGAACCACCCACUCCCAAAUAAAAGACUUGAGGACACAUCAACAGCCACUACUGAAGAUCCGGAAUUUAUGGCAUUCACCUCCAGGUAUAAGUUUCACUUAGCAAUGGAAAAUGCCAUAUGCUCUGAUUAUAUGACUGAGAAGCUUUGGCGCCCAAUGCAUUUAGGGGCUGUUCCCAUUUACCGCGGCUCGCCUUCCGUGAAGGACUGGAUGCCCAACAACCACUCUAUCAUAUUGAUCGAUGACUUUGCUUCACCUAAAGAACUGGCAGACUUUAUCCUCUCUUUGGACGGAAAUGAUGAAAAGUACCUGAGAUACUUGGAAUAUAAAAAACCCGGCAGAACAACCAACAAGUUCCUGGUAGAAAGUAUAGAGAAGAGAGAAUGGGGAGUGAAUGACAUGACAGCUCCUAACUACCUCAAUGGCUUUGAAUGCUUUGUAUGUGACCAGGAAAAUGCAAGAGUCAAAGCAGAGAAGAGACACCGAAAGGGAAAAGUUCCAGCUCCUGCUAAACACAUUGCUGAGUACAAUCAUAUGGGAUGUCCUAUGCCCGUGCCUGGUCUGGGAAGUGCUGAGGAGCUUCCAGAAGAUGAUAGCUGGAAGCAGAUGUGGCUACAGGAUUACUGGCAGGGUUUUGACCAGGGAGAAGCACUUACUGCCAUGAUUUUAAGGAAUGAAACAAGUCAAGACAAAUUUUGGGAUUUCAUGCACGAAAUGUUUAUUAAAAGGAACAUGAAUCGCUGACCUCCAUACAUUAUUACGGAGAGUAACUGUUUCCUUUUUAAAAACCAAGUAUUGCUGAACUGUGAAACUCUAAAGAGUCCUUGUUUACUGUGGUAAAGCAUUUUGUACCUGGCAAAGAUUGGUUGAUUUCUGCCAUUUACUAAGCAAUUCGUGUGUAUGGAAAGCGUCUUUCUCACAAUAUGUACACGCCUUUUUCAUAGGAACACGAAUGUACUGUAUGAACUUUCCUGAAUUCUCCAAAUUGGGGAUUUUUUUUAUUUCUUUUUAAGCUUCUAUUUAUAGAUCUUUUUAACACUAGGAGAGAGUGGAAAUGACUGUAUUUAUACCAAAUAAGUGUUGUUUCUGUCACACUGAACUCAUAGGAAUGCUAAAAGGUGAAUUACACAUGUAUGAAUCCUGCAGGACUGAAGACCAUAACUAAUCCUACUGACCUCCUAGUCUGAAGCCCCUGUGCAUUUAUAUACAUGUGUUAAUAUUUUACUUUGUUCACCUAAACAAGAGCAGAACAUGCUUAUGCAGGUUUUCACUGGCUAAUAAAGUCAGAAAAAUCUUGAAAAGAAUGCCAAAACCCACUUGAAGCAGAUCAGAAGGACGUCAACUGUAGGUCUAAUGCAUCAGUCAAUGAUUUCUGAAUAAUCCCAGAAGUGAAGCUCAUCGACACAAGGCCAAAGCCUGAGGACCCCGAGCGAUGACUUUCCUCCAGACUGGUGUCUUUGCUGUAUUCAUCGGCAUGCCCCACUGAAGUCAGCGGACUUUCAUUCUGCAGUGUUAGUUACAUCCAGUAUGACAAGUAUGGUAGUAGUGCCCUCAAUUUGUAGUCCAAUAGUGACAUUCCAAUUGUACCUGCAAAAAAAUGUGGGCAUUCUACCAGCAUUUUUCCAAUAAAUAAAAUAGAAAAUAAUCAAA
Messenger RNA from Rana temporaria (common frog), 2812 nucleotides. RefSeq names its product fucosyltransferase 11 (gene POFUT4). NCBI's taxonomy places the organism in Eukaryota, Metazoa, Chordata, Amphibia, Anura, Ranidae. The transcript has 3 exons. The record is from RefSeq and is a predicted model, not a curated record. Gene Ontology annotation, molecular function: alpha-(1->3)-fucosyltransferase activity. The coding region runs from base 152 to 1906 and encodes 584 amino acids. Gene Ontology annotation, cellular component: membrane.